Erigeron canadensis is the source of this 1002-nucleotide messenger RNA. Its product is annotated as auxin-induced protein 22D-like. Gene Ontology annotation, molecular function: protein binding. The transcript is spliced from 2 exons. The record is from RefSeq and is a predicted model, not a curated record. Gene Ontology annotation, cellular component: nucleus. NCBI's taxonomy places the organism in Eukaryota, Viridiplantae, Streptophyta, Magnoliopsida, Asterales, Asteraceae. The coding region runs from base 152 to 715 and encodes 187 amino acids. Gene Ontology annotation, biological process: regulation of DNA-templated transcription.
CAUUACUAAACUACAACUCACAAACCAAUAUUUUUCAAUUCUCUCUCAAAUAACAUCACCGGAAAACCAAGAAACUCGCCGGAGAUCCACUAGUUCCGUUGAUUUAACCACAUACACAUUGACACUUCUUUUUUUAGUUUGAACUCUUAAAAUGGAUCAAAAGAAAAGCACUUUGAAUCUUUUUGAGGAUAUUGAUUUUACAACCGAGCUCCGAUUAGGCUUGCCCGGAACCGACGACCAACCCGAUAUAAAGACGAGUCUUUCCGGUACCAAAAGAAGCUCAUCGGAAAUCGGAUCAAGUAUUUCCACAGAUGAAAAUGAAUCCACAUUUUCACCACCCUCCAAGGAACAAGUUGUGGGGUGGCCACCGGUGAGAUCAUACCGAAAAAACGUACUUCAAGGGAAGAAAAUGGAUAUGGGUUUAGGAAUAUAUGUGAAAGUUAGCAUGGAUGGGGCUCCAUAUUUGAGGAAAAUGGACCUCAAAAUGUACAAAAGUUAUGAAGAACUAAUGAAUGGUUUGCAAGAAAUGUUUAAAUGCAAAAUAGGAUUGUACUCAGAAAGAGAAGGAUACAAUGGCUCACAACAUGCACCAACCUAUGAAGAUAAAGAUGGAGAUUGGAUGCUUGUUGGAGAUGUACCAUGGGACAUGUUUAUUAACUCUUGCAAAAGACUAAGGAUUAUGAAGAGUUGUGAAGCUAGAGGGCUUGGUGCAUGAUUAUUAAUUGUUUAUAUAUAUAAAUCAUGAAUUAACCAAACAUUUAUAUAUAUGGUUAAUUCUUUACAAAUAUAUACAUAUAUAUAAGAAAGAGGGUUUUUCGAUCGGUCUCUGAAGAAAAACUUGAGAAACCAGAUCGAUCUUUCAAGGUUUUGGAAUUUUUACUAAAGAAAAAACUAUACAUAUUAAUUUGUUUGUGUUCUGAUCCUUGUAACAAUGAUCAUGUAACAAUUUUUUUUUAUACCCUAUUGUUUUUUUGAUGUUUAAUGAAAGUAAAUAUUUAUACA